AUGGGAACUACGGCACGCCAUGUUGACAAGAGCUUCCGACAAUGCGACGAGUUCAGCCAAGACCUCCUAGUGGAGAAGAUCCAAUCCUGUGCCAAGAUCCUCCCGAAGUUCUUCGAUUUCGAGACGGAUGCCGACCAUAGGACUCCCGACUGCGACAUGCUGAAAAUCAGUGCGCACGUGGUCUCUUACAACUACGGCCUGAAGCGACGCGUCUUGGAGACUUUCCGAAAUGCCGACUGCAGCUGGAUGUCGACGAGGGCUCGUGUGGCAGAGGCCACAAACAGGGCCGAGGUCAUCAAAUCUGACUGCGAGGGCCGCGAAGAGAACGAGCUAAAGGUCCAGGGCCUGGAGCUUUUCUUCCGCUUCCAGAAUGAUGAGGCCGGCAAGACGAAAGCGGACAUCGUUAAGGAGAUUUUCGAGCUGAUGCCGAUAGGCAGGGACACAAAUCGGGCGGGCCCGCUUGGCCAAGAUUCCCGCCAGCAUCGACGGCGAGGUUGA
Molecule: messenger RNA, 498 nt
Organism: Symbiodinium sp. CCMP2592
Lineage: Eukaryota; Dinophyceae; Suessiales; Symbiodiniaceae
Source: the annotation of a GenBank genome assembly